This is a messenger RNA of Castor canadensis (American beaver), 1597 nucleotides long. It is a transcript of the gene Aldoc, whose product is annotated as aldolase, fructose-bisphosphate C. Lineage: Eukaryota; Metazoa; Chordata; Mammalia; Rodentia; Castoridae. The record is from RefSeq and is a predicted model, not a curated record. Gene Ontology annotation, molecular function: fructose-bisphosphate aldolase activity. Gene Ontology annotation, biological process: glycolytic process.
CCUCAUUUAUCUGAGCCAGAGCUGAGCUGGUGUUGACCAGAACCUGCGCUUGAGGCUGCUGCUGGUAACUGGCUGCGCACAGAACACUGUCACCAUGCCCCACUCAUACCCAGCCCUUUCUGCUGAGCAGAAGAAGGAGUUGUCUGACAUUGCCCUCCGGAUUGUGGCCCCAGGCAAAGGCAUUCUGGCUGCAGAUGAGUCUGUAGGCAGCAUGGCCAAGAGGCUGAGCCAAAUCGGGGUGGAGAACACAGAGGAGAACCGCCGACUAUACCGCCAGGUCUUGUUCAGUGCUGAUGACCGUGUGAAGAAGUGCAUUGGAGGCAUCAUUUUCUUCCAUGAGACCCUCUAUCAGAAAGAUGAUAAUGGUGUCCCCUUCGUCCGAACCAUCCAGGAUAAGGGCAUUGUCGUGGGCAUCAAGGUUGACAAAGGUGUAGUGCCUCUAGCUGGGACUGAUGGAGAAACUACCACUCAAGGGCUGGAUGGACUCUCAGAACGCUGUGCCCAGUACAAGAAGGAUGGUGCCGACUUUGCUAAAUGGCGCUGUGUGCUGAAAAUCAGUGAGCGUACACCGUCAGCGCUGGCCAUUCUGGAGAAUGCCAAUGUGCUGGCCCGCUAUGCCAGUAUCUGCCAGCAGAAUGGCAUCGUGCCUAUUGUGGAGCCUGAGAUCCUGCCUGAUGGAGACCAUGACCUCAAACGUUGCCAGUAUGUUACAGAGAAGGUCCUGGCUGCUGUGUACAAGGCCCUGAGUGAUCACCAUGUGUACUUGGAGGGGACUCUGCUCAAGCCCAACAUGGUGACCCCUGGUCAUGCCUGUCCUAUCAAGUACAGCCCAGAGGAGAUUGCCAUGGCAACUGUCACAGCCCUGCGCCGCACUGUGCCCCCAGCUGUUCCAGGAGUGACCUUCCUGUCUGGGGGUCAGAGUGAAGAGGAGGCAUCACUCAACCUCAAUGCCAUCAACCGCUGCCCUCUUCCCUGGCCCUGGGCCCUCACCUUUUCCUAUGGGCGUGCCCUGCAGGCAUCUGCACUCAAUACCUGGCGAGGGCAAAGGGACAAUGCUGAUGCUGCUACUGAGGAGUUCAUCAAACGGGCCGAGGUGAAUGGGCUUGCUGCCCAGGGCAAGUAUGAAGGCAGUGGAGAAGAUGGUGGGGCGGCAGCACAGUCCCUCUACAUUGCCAACCAUGCCUACUGAGGUGGUUUACUCCACACCACAGCUCUUGGCCCAGCCAUCUGCAUCCACUUUUGCCUGUAGUUACAGCUAGGGCCAAAUAGUCAUACAGAUCAAAGAUGCCUUCCUCCAGCACCAAGUCAUCUUUUUCUCUCCUCCCCUUUCCUCUCCCAUUGCUGAACCUGGGACCAUAGGAUGGAAGAAUAGGGAGAACCUCAGGUCUGAGGGCAGGAGAACUUGCUAGAAGCGGAUCUGUGCAUGGGUCUCCCUCCUGCCUCCACCAGCUGUCACAAUCUCCCCAAGAUGGUAUAGCUUCUCCUUGGGCUCUCCUUGCUGACCCUCUCUCCUGGGAUCAGAGGGAAGUAGACCAGCCUGGACUCAUGCUUUGAAUACAUACCACAUAGCAAAUAAAUGGUAGCAAAACAUGCUGCU